Molecule: messenger RNA, 1417 nt
Organism: Anthonomus grandis grandis
Lineage: Eukaryota; Metazoa; Arthropoda; Insecta; Coleoptera; Curculionidae
Product: transmembrane protein 164
Exons: 7
Coding region: 387-1220 (277 amino acids)
Source: RefSeq, a predicted model, not a curated record
UAUAUUACGUACUACGCGAAUUAGUCAGUUUUACUAAGCACUUUACUUAAGCAUCCUAUAAAUAGUGCUCAAUAAUAUAAUUAGAAAACUUCUUAAUUUUUCCUGGACGUUUGCCAAAAAAAACAGUUUUAGUUGCAACACAUAUACUGCAGCUAUUUUGCGAACUAUCACGCGUAAAAUUACAAAAGAGAAAUAAAGGCACAAUGCAAACAAGCUGAAAAGAGAAGAGAAUAUCGACCCGGAUUUUCCAGAUUCCAGGAGUAGACGCAAUGGCUGCAAACAUGCUGGAUACAAACAAAAUAAUAUGUGAAGCUUUUGUGGGGCUAUUGUGCUUUUUAAGUCUGUGGUGAAUUUUUAGAUAAAGGUUCAUUUAGAAGGCAAUAAAAAUGGAUUGGGCCACCGGCGGUAUAGACAUGACAAUAACAAAAUAUGCCGGCAUAGAAUGCAUCAAUUACGUGGAUUUAAGGUGGAGACGCAUCGAAACCACCCUUAUCCUAAUCGCUUGCACUUACAUGUUUUUCUGGAGUUUUCCCAAAUGUACCCUCCCAACCGUUUCUUACAAUGAUAGUAACAGGCUGGGAAAAAGAAUUUUGCUGGUUCUGGUGUGCCUUUGUUGGGGAAUGGAGAUGGGCUUUAAAUGCGCCUCUAGAACGGGCAUUUACUUGCUGAAUCCUUGCCAUAUCACCACCGCAAUGCAGAUAUACUUGCUUACUGCGAAACCAAGUAAAGCUGUCACAACAGUCUUUAGGAUUCACUUGAACUAUCUAAAUGGGCCCUUGCUGGCCAUAAUUUUUUACGAAACGGAUACCAGAGAGCUUCCACUGGAGGCCACAGUGUACUGGGCCCAGCAUUUAAUGAUGCUUAUCGUGCCUUACUAUUUACUACGAUCAGGUGGUGUUUAUAAUGUCGAAGGCCUAAAAGAAAUCCAUUGGAAUGCUCUGGCAUACAGUUUACUUGUCGCGUAUCAUUUUACCGUCCUGCAGACUGUGUCAAUUGCAACAAAUGUGAAUAUGAACCAUAUCAUGUGUCCUCUCGACUCUGAUCCAUUCAGGGGUCAACUGCACCGCACCGCCGUGUUCUUCCAUCAAAUGAUCCUCUGCCCCUUGGUUUGCAAAACUUACAUUUUAGUGUCAGAAUAUCUAUUAACAAAAUGUGAAUAUACUAAAGUUAAAAAUACCUUGAGUUGUGAUAUAGAUUCAGUGGAUGACAAGUCUUUGUAAUAGAAGAAUGGGUUGUGAUGUAUUUGUCAUCGUUCAGUAGAUGCUUGUAUUGUUAGGUUGUAAAAAAUUUCGUAUUUCCUAUUUAAGUGAUUUUAAUAAGAUUUAUUAGCAAUAAUGGAUUUAACAUUUCACAAUAUUUAUUGUAGCUUAAAAUAGAAUCUUUCCAAUUUUUUUCCUAAUAAACUCGUUAAAUAAAA